Aspergillus luchuensis is the source of this 924-nucleotide messenger RNA. RefSeq names its product S1/P1 nuclease. Gene Ontology annotation, molecular function: nucleic acid binding; endonuclease activity. NCBI's taxonomy places the organism in Eukaryota, Fungi, Ascomycota, Eurotiomycetes, Eurotiales, Aspergillaceae. The record is from RefSeq and is a predicted model, not a curated record. Gene Ontology annotation, biological process: DNA catabolic process. The coding region runs from base 1 to 924 and encodes 307 amino acids. The transcript is spliced from 3 exons.
AUGCGGGCUUUCCUUCUUUUCACAAUCUGCACACUGUCAGUGCAACCAGCGAUCGCUUGGGGAGAUGUUGGGCAUCGAGCUAUCGCCUACUUGGCUGAGAAACACCUUACUCGUACCGGCUCUGAUCUCGUAAAUGAGCUUCUCGCCAACGAUAAAGGUUUUGAUAUCUCUGACGCCGCAACGUGGGCGGACACCAUCAAGUGGAAACGACCGCUCACUAGACCCUUGCAUUAUAUCAACCCCAACGACGAACCUCCAAAUUCAUGUUCCGUCUCAUAUCCGGAUGAUUGCCCUGCCGAAGGCUGUAUCAUCUCACUGAUGGCAAAUAUGACUCAUCAGAUCACGGACAAGAAAGCCAAUGAGACCGAGAAAAAGGAGGCCUUGAUGUUUUUAAUUCACCUUUUUGGGGACCUACACCAACCACUGCACGUCACGGGAGUGGCAAGAGGUGGGAAUGAUAUUCGUGUCUGCUUCGAUGCCAAGGCUCCGUGCGACGAUGACAACAAAAAAUGGAACCUACACUCAGUCUGGGAUACUGCCAUUCCACAUAAAAUCAAUGGCAUCAAGCACAGUCUCAAACACAAUCCUGAACGGCUGGCGUCAGCGAAGUGGGCCGAUAGACUCCAUCAGGAAAAUAGGCCGCGACCAAUUGAUACCGAGUGUGCAAUUACUCGACAACCCUUGAAAUGCAUCAAGAAGUGGGCGACGGAAUCAAAUCAGCUAAAUUGUGAUUUUGUGAUGGAAAGGGGAAUUGAGUGGCUUGAGGAGAAUGAUCUGGGUGGUGAGUAUUAUGAGGUAGCUGCGCCUAUUGUUGAUGAACAGAUCUUCAAGGCGGCUAUACGUCUUGCUGGUUGGAUCAAUGCCCUCGCAGCUAGGGCAGCGGCCGAUGAAUUCAGAGGCGUCCAUCUUCAGGGUGAUCUCUAA